Messenger RNA from Acomys russatus (golden spiny mouse), 872 nucleotides. It is a transcript of the gene Klk12, whose product is annotated as kallikrein related peptidase 12. The record is from RefSeq and is a predicted model, not a curated record. Gene Ontology annotation, biological process: proteolysis. Gene Ontology annotation, molecular function: serine-type endopeptidase activity. NCBI's taxonomy places the organism in Eukaryota, Metazoa, Chordata, Mammalia, Rodentia, Muridae. Bases 1 to 807 code for a protein of 268 amino acids. The transcript is spliced from 5 exons.
AUGCCCCACCCCGUCUUCCUCAUCCUCUUCCACCCCACCACCCCACAGAAACCCGAGGAGCUGGGACAAAGGGACCAGUCUGGUCUACACUCCACCUCAGGUCUCAGUCAGGCAGACAGGGAGAAGAUCUUUAAUGGCGUUGAGUGUGUGAAGAACUCACAGCCUUGGCAGGUGGGGCUGUUCCACGGCAGACAUCUGCGCUGUGGCGGUGUCCUUGUGGGGCCCAAGUGGGUCCUUACAGCUGCUCACUGCAGUGGCAAGUACGUGGUGCGCCUUGGGGAACACAGCCUCACCAAGCUGGACUGGACGGAACAGUUGAGGCUCACCACCUUCUCUGUAACGCACCCCAGCUACCAGGGUGCCCGUCAGAACCAUGAGCAUGACCUCCGACUCCUGCGCCUGCGCAGUCCCGCCCGCAUUACUCGUGCUGUCCGACCCCUGGCCCUGCCCACUUCCUGUGCACCCACGGGGGCCAACUGUCAUAUCUCAGGAUGGGGUACCACAAACAAGCCGUGGGACCCAUUCCCAGACCGGCUCCAAUGCCUCGACCUCUCCAUCGUCUCCAAUGACACGUGCUGGGCAGUGUUUCCUGGAAGGGUGACGGAGAAUAUGCUUUGUGCGGGCGGCGAAGCCGGAAAGGAUGCCUGCCAGGGUGACUCUGGAGGCCCCCUGGUGUGUGGAGGAGUUCUUCAAGGUCUGGUUUCCUGGGGCUCCGUUGGGCCUUGUGGACAAAAAGGCAUUCCAGGGGUCUACACCAAGAUCUGCAAAUAUGUGGACUGGAUCCGAGCCGUCAUCAGGAGCAACUGACUGGCUUCCUCCGUGUGCAAGCAGCUCUGCUUAAGAGCCACUCCUCCCUAGACACCCCAAGCUCC